AUGAUGUCGCCGAUCUGUAUUCUCGGCGCCAAUUCCUUGAUCGGACAACAUCUCUACACCCAGUUGGUCGGAUGUGGAGCAAAAUUGAAUUUAUGGACCUUGCAAGAUAAAUUCCAGGAUCGGCUAGAGAGUAGGCAUUAAUUAUUUUGAAUGACGUAUUUUAGGUAACCAAAAUGUUGUACCUCAAAAUGUGAGUAUUUUCUCGGGAACCAGUGAGAUUGCGUCGGCUAUAAAAGAUUGUGAUGUAGUUUACAACCUUCACGAAUACACGGAUUUGUCUAAUUUGCCCGAUGAGAAGAAAUUAUACGAGCACAAUGUGAAGUGUGAGUUAUUUUUGAAACUUUGAGCAAUUUUAGGUAUUAACUCUAAAUAUUUAUAUCAUUUCAGUCGUGCGCGACCUCAUGAACAUGUGCAAAGAAGAGGGAACGAAGGUUAUUAUCCACCUUUCAUCCAGUUUUGUCCAAUGUUCUGGAAAGUGGCCGAAUGUUGGUAAUAGAGAGAAAGAUCACAAAGAUUUUGUUUUCGACAAUCCUUAUCCAAAAUAUUCCAAAUCAAAGGCCUUGGCUGAGGAAUUACUCAAAAGUUGUCCUGGUGUGAAGACCCUGGCAGCGCGAGUAGGCUACAUCUAUGGAGAAGGAGAUGAGAACGGAAUUAUCUGCGAUAUGAUUAAGGUCCAAAAGAAGUUGAAAUGGAUUCCAAUCAUUGGAGACAAUAAAGGGGCUGUGCAGGUAUGUUACGUUUACUUUUUUCAAUUAUCUUUUCUAAUUGAAGUACAGUUGAAACAUUGUAAAAUCAAAUUUUCUGUCAGCGAAUGGUUGUCCAACGUUGCUAGCAAUCGAAGGCUUAUUUCUUGAAGUUUUGCAAACAUGUCAGGCGUAGGCCAUAUAUUAAUUCCUGAAAGUGAAAGGCGGAUAGCGGUUAGAGAGAAAAACAGGCGAUAUCUUCGGCAUUUUUGUACGGAAUUUUUUUUGAUACCAAAAAUCACAAAAGAGUAACAUUUUGCCGCUUUUUUCAUCUAAAAAUCUCGGUUGGUCGUUUGUGCAAAGUGCGAGCUAGAAAUCUGGGGUGUCUUAAAAAAAUUACAAGGGAAGUGCGACUCUCAGAUUUUCUUUAAAUUACCUCGGGUGACCAUUAAAAUAGAAAUAGGUAGCAAACAUUUCAUGUCGAAGUUCGCCAAAAAGUGUCGCUUUUUGAAGACUUUUGAUCUAAAAACGUAAUUUACUCACUUAUGAUUAUUGUCUGGACCAGUGCUUCAGAAACAUAAUAUACGGGUUCAGCUUAUCUAUUAUAGAAAAUAUUUGUCUUCAGAAAGAAGCUGUAAGAAAAAAUCUACAGCCCCCAAAAGUGAAUUUAGCUGCGUUUUCCAGCCAGCGGCCGGCAAAAAUUUGAAUUUACACAUACGUCGCCUUACAUAUUUUCAGAUGGCGUACGUUGGGAACGUCUCCGCAGCUCUGAUCAAGUGUAAAACGACAAUGGAAGAAAAAGGCGAAGAACAUGAGACUGUCAAUAUUGUAGAUGAUACCCCCAUCAAUAGUCUGUAUGAUGGGGUGCUGAAGGACUUGAUGGGGGACACUCCAAGUCAUUCGGUCCCGUUCUGGCUGGCCUAUCCAAUAUUCUUCCUUAUCUGCUGGGUCUUACAGAUUUUGAAAAUAGAUUUUCCGGUAAGUUCUGGUGACCUGUUUUUAGUUUUUUAGAUCCCUAGUACUGGACAUUUCUACAUGUUGUGCAGGCAAUGGACCGUCCUUAGCAACUAUCGUCUACGUCUAUUCUUCGAUUUCAAGCCGAGAUAUUCUUACAAUGAAGCUAUUAAAAGGUCCAAGACAUACUACAACAAUAUCGAUUUUGACAGUUUUAACUCAUGGUCUUGGAGAACCGAACCGCGCUAA
Messenger RNA from Bursaphelenchus xylophilus (pine wood nematode), 1886 nucleotides. The record is from the annotation of a GenBank genome assembly. Lineage: Eukaryota; Metazoa; Nematoda; Chromadorea; Rhabditida; Aphelenchoididae.